Rhodofomes roseus is the source of this 1824-nucleotide messenger RNA. RefSeq lists its product as uncharacterized. NCBI's taxonomy places the organism in Eukaryota, Fungi, Basidiomycota, Agaricomycetes, Polyporales, Fomitopsidaceae. The transcript is spliced from 2 exons. The coding region runs from base 233 to 1753 and encodes 506 amino acids. The record is from RefSeq and is a predicted model, not a curated record.
GGUGAGGCAGAGUUGUAAGCGCCAGCCAAUCAGUUUCAGCGCUGCCCAAAAUCUGCAGUGCCACCGCCAUGUCGGCGCAACCGACCUGCAACAGCGAAAAUCACUCGGCUGAGCGCGGCAAGAGCGAAGAGUACUUUACACCGGACCACAUCGACGUGGCAGUUACGCGUCCUCUCCGGGCUCUGCAACCGCUCUUGCAGCCCAUCUGCGGGUGUCUUGCACAGCCGCCGCCAUGCACACCGCUCUCCUCAUAGACGAAAUUCUAGAAACCAUCCUCGAGGUCUGCUCCGCCUGGACGGAGCAGGAAUACCGCUCGUCGCUGUGCCAGAUCGCGCGAUGCUGCAGGGCUUGGUCUGAUCCAGCGCUGGACAGACUUUGGGUUCGCCUGGACGGCGUAACGCCUCUUCUACGGCUGCUACAUCAAGCGGACAUCCCAGGGCAAGGUGAUAUAGAAGAGAGGGCACUGGCGCGAUUCCGCGCAUACUCGCGUCGUGUCCGAAGCAUCAAGCAGACGGAGACCGUGCGGAUACCCUCGUCAAUGCGUGGCCUCGUUUCCCUGCCCAGGCUCACUUCAAUUCGCUUCCGCAACGGUGGAUGCCAGUCGGCCGACUUUUGGGGUAUCUCCUCCAACGUGCGCGAGGUUGACAUCCAUCUCGGAUACAACCGACGGAAGGGAUGCACGAGUGAUGCGCUCACGAGAUACCUCGAGGAGCUGCACGACGCGUCGGCGGGCGUGGAGAUCCUGCGGGUCCGUGGCACGACAUCGGCACAGCUCCUCGGUAGUGUCGCGGCAUACACCAGUCUCAGAACACUAGUCCUGCAUGUCGGCACCUCACUCUCCAUGGAGAUAUUCUGCAAAAUUAUCACUUUCGCAGCCCUCCGCACGCUGACAGUUGACGCCCGACACCUAGACGCGGAGGAACUGUUGGAGGGUGUUACCUCGCUCGCAAUGGAGACGGAGAUCUGUCCUUCGUUACGAGAUCUCACAAUCCAGGCGAAGCCUGCCCUGGCCUCGGCCUUGCUGCAGCUUAUCCCAUCCCGCACCCUGGAAACCUUCCGCUUUGACGUGCAGUGGACGGCUGACGCGCCCCAAAGCCCGCUGCGCGAAGUGUUCGCACACCUCCCGGACAGCCUCCGUGUAUUCUCGCUAGAAUGUUUCGACGACGUCGACAUAGUGGACCGCGCUACGCUGCGUCCACUGGCGCGUCUCGCUGGCCUGCAGCGCUUCGACGUCCAGGUUGCCGUGACGCCUUGCCUCGACGACCAAGACGCCAAGGAUCUCGCAUCAUGGUGGCCGAGUUUGGAGCACUUCGCUGUCGGCGCAGUCGAGGACGUGUGCGGGCUUCCACGAGAUUACGGGAUGACGCCCGUAUCUUACGCAUUCUUCGCAAGAUCUUGCCCCGCGUUACAGAGCCUGGCGCUGCCGGUUCAUAUUCCCCAGAGCGCCGAUGAAUUGCCGGAUGCCGCGUCCCUCGCCCGUACUACACCGAGUAACGCUAGCGGGCGCCCGUGCACUGCGUCUCGCCGCGCUCCCCUGCGACGACUGGACAUCGGUAGCAGGGAGGCCAUCCCACCUUCCAUUUCCGAGUUUUGCGACUAUGUCCGUGCCUUGUUCCCUUCGCUCAAAUCGUUGGAAGCAGCAGGCCACCCGGAUGUCGAUUUGGUGCAGCAGGCGACAUGCCCACAGCUGAAUCCUGCCCUUACCACUUACUAUAACGAUAUUCUCUCCGACUUCGGUGUCAUAAUCUCUUGACGGCUCCCAUCAUAGAUAGAGUAGACUGCACCCGCAUACCCGUGGUCAUCAACUGUCCCACUUACUUCAGA